AUGGCGGACCGGUACCAGGCGUGGAUCGAGGGCGCGGCGGCGGAGCGGCCGCAGCUGGCGGCGGCGCUGGCGGAGCUGGGCGAGCUGUAUCACCGCAAGCUGUGGCACCAGCUCACGGUGCAGCUGGAGCAGUACAUCGAGCAGCCCGAGUUCCAGGAAGGCGGCUUCCUGGUGGCGCUCUACCAGAACUUUGUCGCCGGCUUUGCACACAAGGUCAACCUGCUCAAGCUCGCCUUCUUCGCAGUGGCGGUGGGCAAGCAGAUGGCCAGCCCAGAGGAGGGCUCCGCCUUCAUCCAAGACGUGAUUGCCAACCUGGAAGCCAGCAAGCAACCAGACACGCAGCAGCCCAUCCUGUAUCUGCGCAUGCAGCUGGCGCAGUAUGCGCUGGUGCAGGGGCGCCUGCAGGACUGCAAGCGCGCGUUUGAAGCGGGCAGGGAGGAGCUGGACGGGCUCACAGACGUAGAUCCGCAAGUCAGCGCCAGUGUGUACUAUGCUGCCUCGCUGUACCACAAGCAGCAGAAGGAGUAUGCACAGUACUACAGAGCCACGCUGAUGUACCUGGCGUAUGUGUCUCAGGACAGCCUGCCGCAGGAUUUCCGCCAGGCGCUGGCUGUGGACAUUUCGCUGGCAGCGCUGCUGGGCGAGGAUGUGUACAACUUUGGGGAGCUGCUGCUGCACCCCAUCAUCAAUGCGCUGAAGGAGGGCGGCUUUGGCUGGCUUCUCGAGAUGCUGGAGUGCUUCAAUUCAGGCAACAUCCACCGGUAUGACGAGCUUUGCACACGGCACGCAGUGGUGCUCAAUGGGCAGCCCGCCCUGGUGGCGCAUGAGCGGCGGCUGCGUGAGAAAAUUACCAUUCUCUGCCUCAUGGAGCUCAUCAGCAGUCUGCCGCCUGACCGGCGCACCAUCGCGCUGAGCACUGUGGCCGACUGCACAAAGCUGCCGCUGGAUGGGGUCGAGUUCCUGCUCAUGAAGACGCUGGCGCUGCACCUGAUCGAGGGCGUGAUUGACCAGGUGGAUGGAAGCGUGCAGGUGUCCUGGGUGCAGCCACGCAUCCUCACGCUGCCACAGAUCGAAGGCUUGCGUGCGCGGUUGGACGGCUGGGUGGACAAGGUCAGCGGUGCAGCGCUGACGUUGGAGAAUGAGGCCGUGGGCAUCGCACAGACUAGCUAG
Molecule: messenger RNA, 1170 nt
Organism: Chlorella variabilis
Lineage: Eukaryota; Viridiplantae; Chlorophyta; Trebouxiophyceae; Chlorellales; Chlorellaceae
Exons: 10
Coding region: 1-1170 (389 amino acids)
Biological process (GO): ubiquitin-dependent protein catabolic process
Cellular component (GO): nucleus; cytosol; proteasome regulatory particle, lid subcomplex
Molecular function (GO): structural molecule activity
Source: RefSeq, a predicted model, not a curated record